UCUUCAUUGGUCACCAUUAUUUGAUACCCCCUCCUCUCUCUCAAGUUUUUUACUCUUCUGAAAAUUUUCUCUCCUUCCUUCAUCCCCAAAAGAUUCUUCUCCUCUCCUCUCUUUCUCGAGAAAAUUACUAUGAUGUCUAGUAGUAUUAACAAAGGAAAAGAAACAGCACAAGGUUCAUCAAGAUCAAGUACUAUUCCUAGUAGUGCUAAUAUGGAUCAUAGUAACCAAAACCCACCUGCUUUAAGCCGGUAUGAGUCACAAAAGAGGAGAGAUUGGAACACUUUUGGUCAAUACUUGAGGAAUCAUCGGCCUCCGGUGGCUCUAUCGCAGUGUAGCUCCAACAACGUGCUCGAAUUUCUCCGGUACCUCGAUCAAUUUGGCAAGACUAAGGUGCACUUACAAAGGUGUAUAUUUUUUGGUCAGCCUGAUCCACAAGGACCUUGCACUUGCCCUCUUAAGCAAGCUUGGGGUAGCCUUGAUGCCCUAAUCGGUCGGCUUAGGGCAGCUUACGAAGAAAACGGGGGAUCACCGGAGACUAAUCCGUUCGCUAGUGGCGCUAUUAAGGUGUAUUUGAAAGAGGUUAGGGAUUCUCAAGCUAAGGCUAGAGGGAUUCCUUAUAAGAAGAAGAAGAAGAAAAGGAAUCCUAUCAAGGGUAGUGAAGAAGGGAGCUCAAACUUUGCCAUGCAGUAAUGGCCUCUUAAAACCUUCAAGAUGUCAGAGUGUAUGUUUGACAGAUCGAUCGAUCUUGCUAGAAAUCGAUGAUCGAUCUUUCAGGCUUUAUAGAUCUAGCACGACUAUAUUAAUUUGCUAUUUAUGAGAAAAAUACAUUUCAAAAGUUUGUCAAGAUAAAACGCAGCUGGGCUUUGAAGAUGGUGAGUUCCUUUUUCAUCUAUAAUGCUUUCUUGGUAAUUUAGAUAAUUAAAUUAGUUAGCAUAUAUUGUAUUUUGAAAUAUAUAUAUGAUUCAUAAUCAUAUAUAUAUACAUAUAUAUAAUCACUCUAUUUCAUGA
This is a messenger RNA of Tripterygium wilfordii, 1008 nucleotides long. Its product is annotated as protein LIGHT-DEPENDENT SHORT HYPOCOTYLS 7-like. Gene Ontology annotation, cellular component: nucleus. Gene Ontology annotation, biological process: response to light stimulus; mRNA transcription. The transcript has 2 exons. The record is from RefSeq and is a predicted model, not a curated record. The coding region runs from base 130 to 690 and encodes 186 amino acids. Lineage: Eukaryota; Viridiplantae; Streptophyta; Magnoliopsida; Celastrales; Celastraceae.